ACAACGCCCCCUCUCCUACGCCAUCCACUACGUCAGUCAUACGCAUUACGUUUUCGAAACGCGCAGAGUAAUCACGUGUGGUGAAAGCGGAGGAGAGUUUUGUGCGUGUUUUUAUUUUUUUGUUUCUGUACGGAAAUAUCAUUUUAUCGACCUUGAAUUGAACAAACAACGCAGCUUCAGAUAUGGGUGGGGGAGAUCUGAACCUGAAGAAGAGCUGGCACCCGCAGACUCUGAAGAACAUCGAGCGGGUGUGGAAGGCAGAGCAGAAGCACGAGGCGGAGUGCAAGAAGAUCGAGGAGCUGCAGAAAGAGCUGCGGGACGAGCGAGCGCGGGAGGAUAUCCAGAAAUACGCGGAGGACAGCGGCGCCAUCAAGAAAAGGGAUGAACGUCUGGACUGGAUGUACCAGGGUCCUGGGGGGCAGGUGAACAGGGAGGAGUACCUGCUGGGCCGCGCCAUUGAUAAGCAGAUCACUGAGAAGUACGAGGAGAAGGAGGCGGGACCCUCCUCAGAGACAGGGCUGCUCCCGGGGUCCAUCUUCACAGCAGGGGGCGCCACCUCCGCCCUCGACAUGGCUGCUAAGAUCCGGGAGGACCCACUCUUCAUGAUCCGGAAACGAGAGGAAGAGAAGAAGAGAGAAGUGUUGACCAACCCUGUGAAAAUGAAGAAAAUCAAAGAAAUGCUGCAACAAAACCUGGAAAAGAAAGGGAAGAAGAAAAGCAAGAAAAACAAGAAGGACAAGAAGAAGAAGCACAAGAAGCAUCGUCGGCACAGCUCAAGUAGCGAGGGCUCCAGCGGCGAGGAAGAGGAGGAGAGUCGCCCCAGAGAAAAAUCGCACAAGAAGACAAGCAGCCCCCCUCUUCCCUUCUCUCAUCCACAAGCCCCUGGUUAUGGCUUGCAGAUCCUGGCUAAUGAUGCCCGUCACCGUCGAGACUCGACACCUCCCGACCACCAGAGGGCAGCACAGCAGCACAGGAGCCGCUCGCACUCCCCUCACAAGCACUCCAGCAGGGGCUCCAGACGUGAGGAGCCACGGGAGCGGAGAGGGAGGUCCCCGUCUUCAUCCCCCCCGCCAAGGCACAGCAAACAUGACAAGACGGACAGAAAGGGCAAGGAGAAAGCAAGGAGCCCGUCCCCCAAGAAUGACAGACACUACAGACGCCAGGAUACCAAGCAGACAAAGAAGCUGUCCGCGGAGGAGCUGGAGCGCCGACGUCGGGAGAUGAUGGAUUUCGCACGCUGGCGGGACGAGGAGAGAGUCAACAACAUCAAGAGGUACAAGAAAGAGGAAGAGGAGGAGAAGGAGCUGGAGAAGCUGGACUCCCGUGACGGCAAGUUCAUACAUAAAAUGAAGCUGGAAAGUGCCUCCACAUCAACGCUGGAAGAUCGCGUGAAGAGGAACAUCCAUUCGAUCCAGAGGACCACCGCCGCACUGGAGAAGAACUUCAUGAAAAGGUAGCGACCUGCAGCCUGCAGUGGAGGGAGAGAGCGAGCGAGACAGAGAGAGAGCUUCACAACGCACACCACACCAGCAGAUACACAGGGCUGCAUGCCCGCAGUGUAACCCGUCACUGCUGUAUGUCAUUCAGUGGCUACCUGGGCAGAGCUAUUCCCCAAGCAGCCCUUGGACCAGCAUCAGAAGAAAAAAAAAUGUUACUGUUCAUUAGCCAGCAGAAUCUGCAGAAGAGCCUGGUCUUGCAUCACAAGCAGGCCUUUGGUCAGUGUCAGUUGUAAUGGUGCAAUUUGUAAUUAAUUGCAAUUACAGUUAAAUUGUAAUUGCAGUUGAAACUGGGCAUAUCUGUGUAAUUCUAAUUACAAUGACUGCAGCAUAAUUCUAAUUUGCAAUUUCAGCAAACAGUUCUGCUGUAAUUGUAUUUAUAAUUUUUAAAUUGUGUUUUUUUUUUUUUUAAGUUGUCGUAGACGGGUUCAGAGUUUAACUAGUCCUUUUUUAUUUAUUUAUUGUUUUUCAUUCCUAGCGAUUUGCCUCUUAAGAUUUGAAUUCAAUGAAGUUUACAGCCGUGCUGUAUAGCCAUGAUUGCUCUGUGUGUUCCUCAAAAGACACGAUCAUGCUUCCGCGGCGGUGUGCUGUAAUCUAGAAUUGGUUCAGUUUUUCUGUGCAAUUUCAACAAGUGUAUUUGCCCAGCCACCUAUUGCAGUCUUUUAUAUUAUUUAAUGCUGCCCGGCUGUAUACCUGUCAGGCCAGUAACCAUUAAAAAAAAAAAAAACUAAAACAGAAAGAAAACAAUCCUGGACGGGGGAUGCUGGCAGAGAACAAUGCCCACAACUUAGUAUUGUUCUGCAAAUUCUGUCCCAACCAAUGGUUCAAAACUAACCAUAUUACUCAGGGUAUAAAAACACAAAUUUUUUGUGGUAAUUUGUGAUGUUAAACCUGUAACUACCAGCUAACAAAAGACUUGCUAUACUAUUAAAAACUUGUUUUUAUUAUUAAGUUUUCAUUGAAAUUCCAGGGACCUGAAGGAUGAACAUAGUUUCUUAAGAAUUCAAAUAUAUUCAGCAAUGUAUUUAAAAUGGUAUUUUCCAUACAGUUACUGAAUGCAAUGCCAGUGUUACGUGCAUGCUAAAGAAAUUAUAUACAUACACACGCACACAUAUAUAUAUAUAUAUAUAUAUAAAUAUAUAUAUAUAUAUAUACAGCAUAUGUGUAUAUAUAUAAAUGGGUGCAAUUGGAUAAGAAUGAUAUUCACACAGAACUAAAUCUACUGUAAUGCUUUUUAUUUACUUAUUGUAACACUCUCAGUGCUGGUACUACCUUUAUAAGAUCUGAUGUACUGGUUUAGAUUAAAGAUGUGUUUUUUUAUUUUUAUUUUUUAAACAUUCUAAGUCUGUCUAAAGUGAAAAGAUGUGCAACAGGCCCCUGAACUUCCUUAAUAAAACCCGACAGAAUAUCUUUUUAAGCAUGCACCUGUGUAUUUAUUCGCUGAUUGAUUUAUGUAUGCACUCAAUUAAAUUGCGUUGCUGCGUUA
Messenger RNA from Acipenser ruthenus (sterlet), 2982 nucleotides. It is a transcript of the gene cwc25, whose product is annotated as CWC25 spliceosome associated protein homolog. The transcript is spliced from 10 exons. The coding region runs from base 183 to 1457 and encodes 424 amino acids. Gene Ontology annotation, biological process: mRNA splicing, via spliceosome. The record is from RefSeq and is a predicted model, not a curated record. NCBI's taxonomy places the organism in Eukaryota, Metazoa, Chordata, Actinopteri, Acipenseriformes, Acipenseridae. Gene Ontology annotation, cellular component: U2-type spliceosomal complex.